Messenger RNA from Cyprinodon tularosa, 2886 nucleotides. It is a transcript of the gene map6a, whose product is annotated as microtubule-associated protein 6a. The coding region runs from base 275 to 1546 and encodes 423 amino acids. Gene Ontology annotation, cellular component: microtubule; cis-Golgi network; Golgi-associated vesicle. Gene Ontology annotation, biological process: regulation of microtubule cytoskeleton organization; cytoskeleton-dependent intracellular transport; microtubule cytoskeleton organization. The transcript is spliced from 4 exons. The record is from RefSeq and is a predicted model, not a curated record. NCBI's taxonomy places the organism in Eukaryota, Metazoa, Chordata, Actinopteri, Cyprinodontiformes, Cyprinodontidae. Gene Ontology annotation, molecular function: calmodulin binding; microtubule binding.
UUCCUCCUCGGUUCCUGUUGGGAUGCUGAGGCGGGCGGGGCCCUUUCUCCCUGCGGUCCCCUGAUGUUGCAGGAAGAGCAGAUCGGACUCAGACGGAACCAGAAACGGUCCAUUUUAACAGCGUCUCUCUCCUUCGGUUAUUCUACACUAUGGGAUUAUUAAAUAAACGGGUUUAACGUCGGACCCUCUCUUGGUUUGCUCCAAUCAGUGCAGUGGAGUGGGAUUUUCUGUCGUGUCAGUGGAAGGAAGCAGUGUUUUUGGUGUAUCAGUCGCCAUGGCCUGGCCCUGCAUCAGCCGGGCCUGCUGCAUGGCCCGGUUCUGGAACCAGCUGGAUAAGGCUGACAUCGCGGUGCCUCUGGUCUUCACUAAAUACACGGAUGUGUCGGAGAUGCAGCACAUCCAGCUGCAGCCGCAGCUCCAUCCUCCACAGGCCGGGGUCGCAAUAGAAACGCAGCCUCUGCGCGCAGAACCCCGCGCCGCCAGAGCGCCGCGCGGGCCGCGGAGGUGCGUCUCAGAGGAGCGCGUGUGCAGCUCGGUGAUGCGCGAGGACUUCAAACACUGGAAGGUGCGUCCGGAGCCCAGCUGCAAACCCAGGAACGAGUACCACGAACCGGAGACGCCGUUCAACACCGAGACCCAGUACCAGAAGGACUUCAAGCCCUGGCCCAUCCACAAAAGGUAUGACCAUCCCUGGAUACCCCCAGCGGGGCACGACCCGCAGCCCAGGCACGACCCGCGGCCCAGGCACGAGAAGAAGCACGUAGCGCUGGAGGCGGAGUGCGGCGUGGAGAAGGGCGCCAUAGCCGACAAGGUGCAGGAGAAAGACCUGCUGCAGAGGCAGGAGAGGAAGAAGCGCUCCAGUAAGCAGGUGGUGCUGAAGGUGGAGGCAGAGGGCAAAGGCAGGGCGGCGGUGGAUGCCCUGAACCGACAGAUCAAGCAGGAGAUCAGCGCUGGCAGCUCCUACAGAACUGAGUUUAAGGCGUAUAAAGAUGUGAAGCCAGUGAAGAUGAUUCGUGCAAAGUCUCAGUACCUGCCUCCAGAUGAAAAGACGAGCUUAGAGACCAGCUACAGCGCCAACUUUAAGGGACUCGCUCCACUGCAGCCCGCUGACAACAAGGCCCAGGAGAGGAGGAGGAUACGCAGUCUGUACAGCGAGCCCUACAUAGACCCCAUCAAACAGGUUGACAGGUAUAGUGCCCUACGCUCUAAACCUAAAAAGCCUGGAGCCACAGCCGCAGGCCAGGGUAAACCAGCGAGGAAAGCCAAAGAUAAGCAAAGCGCCACGCUGAAGGGCUCCAAGAAGACGACUUCGGAGAAUCAACCCGAGAACCGGCCGGCAGUCGGGGACAAGGAGAAAAAUCGCUAUAGUAACGAGUGGGCGGAAGCUUCCUCUUUCUGUCUCUGCCAUUUGAUGCUACCCGCCUCCCCCACCCGCUGCUCACCACCAUCUCCAGGUUGCCAUGGCUACUUGGCUGCCUCGCCAACCAAUUGGAUGACUGUCGUUGCAUGGGCUCAUUUACAAGCACGUCUGAAGGGUUGGCUUUGAUCAGCUGAGCAGAUUGCUUAGUAGAGUUUAUCAAGGAUUUGUCUCUCUUCCCUUUUUUUGUUCUUUUUGGAAGAAAAAAAAAAUGACUUAUUGGCUCUUUUUUAUUCAAUCUUCAUUUGUUUUUAAAAAGAAAAUCUUUGAUAAAUGUACCGCUUGGUUAUUCAUGAUGUGUCUGUGAUCCACAGCUUUGUCUGUACUUUUCUGUCUGUGUUUAAAUAUAUCUCCAUCAAUGCUUUGGUAAAUGUGAUUUCCUUUCUAGUGCUUUAUUAUAAACUCUGUUCAAUGAUAGUAAAUGUCGUAAAUCAUCUAAAGAUCCUGCUCCCACCAUUCAGCAUCUCCUUCUUUAACGUAUAACGCCCCAUUUGUUUCUAGAGGGGCGGUUUAGUUGUAUUAGAGCGAUUAUGCAUUAAGGUCGAGCCCUCAGGAGAACAGAGCAGGAUUCCCUAUGAAUUACAUAACGCUGUGAUGCAGACAUAACCCUUUUAAACCAAAGCAGCACUACCAUUCUAGUAAUACGAGAGGGAGGCGCUUAUGGAGCAAAUGCUGGUCCAUUAUUUUUGUAGCAGAGAACAUGUUAUGUAAAUAGAAAUUUAAAAAGAAUGCAAUCCAGAAAUGAAACUUGCUUUGCAUUAAUUCACUCAAAUGGAUGGAAACAUUAUUAUUAUUAUUAUUAUUUUUUUUUUUAGUUUUCCCUAAAUUGGCAUCACAUUUGGAAGGAACACUGCUACUGUCGUUGUGGCAAAAUACAACAUGAUGAUGAACUAAAAGCAUCAACGACAAUGUCAGUCAUAGUGUAGUUAAACAUAUAUCAUGGCAGCUUUUUCAGCAUUAGUUCAGGGAAUACACCCUUUCAAUGAAUGUCCAUUUUACUAAAUCAUUCAUCAUAUUUCUAAACAUCUAUCCAAGAACUAAUGCAAUGCCCUCAUGUUUAUUGUCAUCAGUUCUCAUUCUUAUUACAUCAUUAAUCCUCCAGCGAACACAGUUCAUGCAUAACAUAUGCACUAUCAGCAUGUAGUUAGUCCACCUGAGCACUGUCCAUGUAUGACAAAACCACUAUUAGUGUAUAAAUGAUGCAAUCACUACAUAUUUAGCAUAAGGUUCACAUAAGACUAGUAAAUAUGCACAAAAACUGUCAUUUUUUAAAUAGAGCAACUCAGUUUGGCAUUUUUUUCCUUCACUGGUUUGGAAGUUAAUUGUGUUCUGGUCUUCAUGCUAGACCAGAAACAUGUAGAGUUCGGUUCUGCAUUAUUGACAUUGUUUAUUAAAAACAUGAUGCAGGAUGAGCUUUAUGUGGUUCUGUCUGUAAAUAGAAAUUUUCAAUAAAUUUCCCCCUAAAUCUC